CGGUCAUUUUCCCUCUCCGCCCUCUCUCUGGCCGAUAAGCCACUUCCUCCGCGCCUAAAGUUCCAAGAUGCCGACUUGACGAUAUCAUACCUGAAGGGCACCGGUCCCGGUGGUCAAAAAAUUAACAAAACCAAUUCCGCCGUCCAGAUUAUCCACAAGCCCACUGGCAUAGUGGUCAAGUCGCAAGCGACCCGGUCGAGGUCGCAAAAUGAGAAAUAUGCUCGUCACAUCCUGGCAGAUAAAGUCGAGGAGCUGCUGAAUGGGGACAAGAGUCGCGCCGCCAUCAAGGCCGACCGCGCGCGAAAGAAGAAGGCAAGUAAGGUGAAGAAGGCUCGGCGCAAAUAUCGUGAGUUGGAGAAGGGCCAGGAAGGAGCAACGGAAGAGCUUGAGGGAGUGGAGAAAUCUGACGAUGGAGAACACGAUGCGAGCGAUAUUGACUCCCCUUGUCAAGAAGGAGAAAAAGCCGACGAGCUUUCAGAGGCACAAGAGCCUGAGCAGAAGAGAUAAACAAGCCUCUUAACCACCCUUUCCCUGAGAGUUACAGCAGGUCCUGCAGCUUUUCCGUUCUCUCCAUACAUUCUAGACAACGCGCUGCGAACCGGCACGCUAAUUGAGAUGCAUACGCGCCGUUGUACAUACAGAUUCAAUCACAUAUAACCAUUAUAGCAGAUU
Aspergillus japonicus CBS 114.51 is the source of this 672-nucleotide messenger RNA. Its product is annotated as peptide chain release factor family protein. The annotation marks the transcript as partial. Gene Ontology annotation, cellular component: mitochondrion. Gene Ontology annotation, molecular function: translation release factor activity. Gene Ontology annotation, biological process: translational termination. The record is from RefSeq and is a predicted model, not a curated record. The transcript has 2 exons. Lineage: Eukaryota; Fungi; Ascomycota; Eurotiomycetes; Eurotiales; Aspergillaceae.